Gordionus sp. m RMFG-2023 is the source of this 2379-nucleotide messenger RNA. Its product is annotated as long-chain-fatty-acid--CoA ligase ACSBG2-like. Gene Ontology annotation, cellular component: endoplasmic reticulum; membrane. The transcript has a single exon. The coding region runs from base 1 to 2379 and encodes 792 amino acids. Gene Ontology annotation, molecular function: long-chain fatty acid-CoA ligase activity. NCBI's taxonomy places the organism in Eukaryota, Metazoa, Nematomorpha, Gordioida, Chordodea, Parachordodidae. The record is from RefSeq and is a predicted model, not a curated record.
AUGGAAGUUGCUAAUAUUUCACUCCAUAACUUACCUAUUUCUAUUGACAAACGUAUCCAAAAUUCCCACUUGAAUAAUCUCCCCCCAAUUAUUUCUACAGAAUUAUCUAGAAAAACAUUUAGUCCAAGGGAACCCGCAGAAAAAAAUUCAAACUGUCUUGUUUCCAUCCAAAAAUUAAAGACAGAAUGUGACCCCAUAUCGAAACCUACUUAUCAUAACGUUUCUCCCCACGGUCUAUCUAUCAUUGAAAUUUGUGGAGAAAACGAUCUAAUACCCAUCACCAUCCCCCAAAAGUUUAAAUUAAUUGCCGAUUCAAAUCCCCAAGCGAUGGCAUAUUAUUACAAAGAUGACUGGGAAGAAACACGGUGGAAAAGCGUAACUUAUUUUCAAUAUUUACGAGAUAUAAGACGCGUGGCUAGGGCAUUUAUAUCGUUAGGCUUGGAGAAGUUUCACGGAGUGGCAAUAAUAGGAUUCAAUGCCCCAGAAUGGGUUACAUCCAAUUUUGCUGCCAUAUUUGCAGGGGGUUUAUCAGUCGGAGUUUAUACUACGAACAGCGCCGAAGCCAGCUUGCAGAUAAUGAUGGAUUGCAAAGCAAAUAUUUGUGUGGUGGAAGAUUGGAAUCAAAUGAUUAAAAUUCUAGGCAUAGCCGAUAAAUUACCUGACUUAAAGGCUAUCAUUCAAUAUCGAGAAAAUUCUUUUCCAUCUAAAUCAAAACUCGGCGAUAUCAAGCACUUAAAAAUAUUAAAAUGGUCCCAUCUCGACGAAUAUUCUGAAAUGACAUCCGAGGAUACGUUAAACGAAAGGAUCGAAUCUCUUAAACCUAAUAAUUGCAGCACUUUAAUAUACACUUCAGGUACCACCGGAAUAUCUAAGGGUGUCAUGAUUAGCCAUGAUAAUUUAAUAUGGACCUCAACAAACCUAUCAAACUACAUAAAAGCCGAAAAAUAUUCUGAAAGAAUAAUUAGUUAUCUACCCUUAAGCCACAUAGCUGCCCAAAUAACUGAUAUGUAUGUGACCAUCGAAUCAGCAUCAAGUAUUUGGUUUGCUCAACCCGAUGCUAUGAAGGGCAGUUUGCUAAAAACUUUAAUAGAAGUCAAACCUACCAUAUUCAUGGGGGUACCAAGACUAUGGGAAAAAUUUACCGAUAAACUUAUGAAUAAAUCAAUAUAUGGACUUAAAAAAUACUUUUUCAACUGGGUUAGAGAUGUAGGAAGACGCGGAAGCAAGGCAUUAAUGAAAGGCGACCCCGUUCCUUGGGGAUAUCAUUUAGUUAACCGCUUUGUAUUUUCUCGCUUUAAGACAAUACUCGGCUUGAACUCGUGUCGGUAUUUUAUCAGUAUGGGAGCUCCGUGUCCCACGAUUACUUUAGAUUUUUUCGGAUCGUUGGCUAUAAAUAUCCAAGAAGCUUACGGGACUUCGGAAUGUACAGGGCCAGCUAGCAUUAAUUAUCCCAAUUUAGGCUUAUUUUGGACGGGAAGUUGUGGGUUAGUUUUUCCAGGAACUAAGGUUAAAAUAUUGAAGCGGGAACCUCUGAAAGAGAAUAUAAGGGGUCAAGACAUUACAGUUAAAUAUGACGUUAAAUACGAUAAUAAUUUCGGAAAAGAAAAUAGUCACGACGAGUCAAAAUUUCAUGCUGUCAAUGGUGAUAUAAAAACCAUAGGUUCAUCUCAAAAUGAGGACAUGGAAGGAGAGAUAUUGAUAAACGGGAGACACGUUUUUAUGGGUUAUCUUAACAUGCCACAACAAACUACAGAAGCAAUUGAUUCGAAUGGUUGGUUAUAUACUGGAGACAUUGGAAAGCUAAUCAAAACAACAACUGGAGGUCCUUUCCUCUUUAUAACUGGAAGAUUGAAAGAAUUGAUUAUAACUGCAGGUGGGGAAAAUAUCGCUCCGAUACCCAUCGAAAACGCUAUCAAAGAGCAGUUAUGGGAAAUAGUCAGUAACGUCAUGGUGAUCGGUGACUACAGAAAAUUUUUGUCAGUCAUAUUAACAUUCAAGACCAAAAUGGACAUAAAUACCGGCUUAUGCUCUCAGACCUUGGUACAUUCAGUUGAAACAUUUAUCCUAAAUUUAAUUAAUCAAGGUUCUUCUACGGAAUCGCUUGAGAAACCUCUUUCGCUUAAGAAUUUGACUGAAAACAUGCCACUACCACUAAAAAACUAUAUUAAUGAUAGAAUGAAAGCCGCUAAUGCAAAAUCCGUAAGUAGAGCCGCUCUCAUUAGAAAAUGGGUCGUGUUGGAGAAUGAUUUUACUAUAGCUGGCGGAGAAUUGGGACCCACCAUGAAACUUAGACGUCCUUAUAUAUUAAAAAAAUAUGCUCAGAUAAUUGAAUCCUUAUACACUGACAGUAAAGAAACAAGUAAAGAUGAAUUUUCUUAA